AUGGUCUCUCCCGCCGUUAUGCAGUUGACGUCGCUGUCGCGCAGGUCGCUCUCGACACGAUCGCAGUUCAUUGCUCGUUCCUCGCGUCCUCUGCGAUCUGGUAAUUUCUCGCGCCAGCCUGUUCAGCGCACCUUCCGCCGUUCCUACGCCGACGCGGCCCCUGCCCCGAAGCCCAAGAAGCGAUUCAGAUUCCUGCGAUGGACCUGGCGUCUGACCUGGCUCUCCGGUGUCGGUCUCGCCGGUGCGCUUGUUUACAGCAUCUACGAGCAGCGUCAUCCUAUCGAGCAGAUCAAUCCUAGUCCGGACAAGAAGACUCUUGUUAUCCUCGGUACCGGAUGGGGUUCCGUUUCUCUUCUGAAGAAACUUGAUACUGAGAACUACAAUGUCGUGGUCAUCUCGCCCCGCAACUACUUCCUUUUCACCCCUCUCCUGCCAUCCUGCACUACUGGCCAGGUCGAGCAUCGCUCGAUCAUGGAGCCCAUCCGUAACAUCCUCCGCCAAAAGAAGGCCCAUGUGAAGUUCUACGAAGCAGAAGCCACCAAGAUCGACUACGAGAAGCGCGUUGUUUAUAUCAGUGAUGACUCUGAGAUCAAGGGUGACAUCUCUCACACCGAGGUUCCUUUUGACAUGCUCGUCGUCGGUGUCGGAGCCGAAAACGCGACUUUCGGUAUCCCAGGUGUCAGAGAGAACUCCUGCUUCCUGAAGGAAGUCGGUGACGCUCAGAAGAUUCGCAAGCGUAUCAUGGACUGCGUCGAGACCGCCAUGUUCAAGGAUCAACCCGAGGAAGAGGUCAAGCGACUGUUGCACAUGGUCGUCGUCGGUGGUGGUCCUACCGGUGUUGAAUUUGCCGGUGAGCUGCAGGACUUCUUCAACGAGGAUCUGAAAAAGUGGAUCCCUGAGAUCAAGGACAACUUCCACGUCACCCUGGUCGAAGCUCUGCCCAAUGUUCUUCCCAUGUUCUCCAAGCAGCUGAUCGAUUACACGGAAUCGACCUUCAAGGAGGAAGAGAUCACUAUCCGUACCAAGACCAUGGUCAAGAAGGUCACUGAUAAGUACAUCGAGGCCGAGGUCACUAACCCCGAUGGAAGCAAGAAUCUGGAAACGAUCCCCUACGGCCUGCUGGUUUGGGCCACUGGUAAUGCCGUGCGUAACGUUGUCCGCGACCUGAUGAACCAGAUUCCCGCCCAGAAGAACUCGCGCCGUGGUCUGGCUGUGAACGAGUAUCUCGUCGUCAAUGGUGCGGAGAACAUCUGGGCUGUCGGUGACUGUGCCGUCACCAACUACGCUCCCACUGCCCAGGUUGCCGGUCAGGAGGGUGCCUUCCUGGCUCGUCUCUUCAACACCAUGGCCAAGACCGAGACUGUCGAGAAGGAGUUGCAGAGACUCUCCGAAGCCCAGGCUCAAGCUAAGAACGAGGAGGAGCGCAACCAGAUCUUUGACGAGAUCCGCGAAUGCCAAAAGCAGCUGCGCAGAAACAAGCAGAUUGGUCCCUUCCAGUACUCCCACCAGGGAAGUCUGGCUUACAUUGGAAAGGAGCGUGCAGUUGCGGACAUCAGCUGGCUGAGCGGCAACAUUGCAAGCGGUGGAACAGUGACCUACCUUUUCUGGCGUAGUGCCUACCUGAGCAUGUGCUUCAGCACACGUAACCGUGUUCUGGUCGCUGCUGACUGGAUCAAGGCCAAGCUCUUUGGUCGUGACGUCUCCCGGGAGUAA
Molecule: messenger RNA, 1713 nt
Organism: Aspergillus clavatus NRRL 1
Lineage: Eukaryota; Fungi; Ascomycota; Eurotiomycetes; Eurotiales; Aspergillaceae
Product: alternative NADH-dehydrogenase
Exons: 4
Coding region: 1-1713 (570 amino acids)
Molecular function (GO): NADH dehydrogenase activity
Source: RefSeq, a predicted model, not a curated record